AUGCAUGAUGAGGUGUUUCUUCAUGCGAAAGGUGGACUACAAAAUGUGGCUGGGUUAAACAAGGAUGAAGGAUGCCUUUAUGCAACGGUUGACCUAGAAAAAGCUCGAGUGGGCCGAACCCGGAUGCUGGAACACGACUCAAACCCACGAUGGUACGAGUCAUUCCACAUCUACUGUGGCCACAUGGCUUCCAAUGUCAUCUUUACGGUCAAAGAAGAUGACCCAAUAAGCGCAACUUUAAUUGGCCGUGCUUACAUCCCAGUUAUCAAAGUCCUUAAGGAAGAUGUAAUUGAUGAAUGGCUCGAAAUUUUGGAUGAGGAUGGCAAAACGAUCCGUGGGGAUUCGAAAAUCCACGUAAAGGUACAAUUCUUUCCAGUCGAACGGGAAUACCAAUGGUCUCGAGGGAUACAAAGCGUAAAAUUCCCUGGGGUACCCUUCACGUACUUUCCACAAAGAAACGGAUGUAGGGUUACACUUUAUCAAGAUGCGCACUUACCCGAUAAUUUUACCCCAAAAAUACCAUUAAGCGGAGACAAGUACUACGAACCACAUCGAUGUUGGGAGGACAUUUUUGAUGCGAUUACGAAUGCGAAACACUUGAUUUAUAUAGCGGGGUGGUCCGUUUACACGGAAAUCACUUUAAUUAGGGAUUUAAGAAGGCCGAGGCCCGACAUGGAUAUGACACUUGGUGAAUUGCUAAAGAAAAAGGCGAGUGAGGGUGUUCGGGUGUUGAUGCUUGUUUGGGAUGACCGAACUUCUGAAGGGCUGAUUGAAAAUGGGCUCAUGGCAACCCACGACGAGGACACAGGGAAAUACUUUAGUGACUCGGAAGUAAAUUGUGUAUUGUGUCCUCGUAACCCGGAUGAUGGACAUAGUCUUGUUGAAAACAUCGAGAUUUCCUUGAUAUUCACUCAUCAUCAAAAGAUUGUGGUUGUCGAUGCUCCAUUACCUAAUAACCAUGAGAAGAGGCGCAUAGUGAGUUUUAUAGGCGGAAUCGAUCUCUGCGAUGGACGGUACGAUACACCAUUCCAUUCCCUUUUCCGAACACUUGAUUCCGCCCACCAUGAUGAUUUCCACCAACCUAAUUUCCCUAAUGCAUCAGUGGAGAAAGGUGGACCUCGGGAACCCUGGCAUGACAUCCAUUGCAAGCUUGAAGGUCCAAUCGCGUGGGAUGUGUUAUUUAAUUUUGAGCAGCGGUGGCUCAAGCAAGGAGGAGAGGAUUUACUGAACGAUGUAAAUGAUCUUAGUCAAGUCAUAAUCCCUCCGUCGCCUGUCUUGUUACCAGAUGACCAGGAGAGAUGGAACGUUCAGUUGUUCCGGUCAAUUGAUGGUGGUGCUGCCUUUGGGUUCCCUGAUAAACCCGAGGAUGCAGCACGUGUUGGGUUGAUAAGCGGAAAAGAUAGCAUUAUUGACAGGAGCAUUCAAGACGCGUACAUCAAUGCCAUCCGCCGAGCAAAAAACUUCAUCUACAUGGAAAACCAGUACUUUCUAGGAAGCUCAUUCGACUGGAACUCAAAGGACAUUAAAGAUGAAGACAUCAACGCCUUACAUCUAAUCCCGAAAGAACUGUCACGUAAAAUCGUGAGCAAAAUCGAAGCUGGAGAGGACUUCCGGGUGUACGUAGUCCUGCCAAUGUGGCCGGAGGGUGAGCCAGAGAGUGCAUCGGUGCAAGCCAUACUAGGCUGGCAAAGAAGAACGAUGCAGUUGAUGUAUAGUGAUAUCGUGCUGGCUCUGAAAGUGAAACACAUCGUGGCAAACCCCAGGGAUUAUUUGACAUUCUUUUGCCUCGGCAACCGGGAAAUCAAGAAACCUGGCGAAUAUAUACCGCCGGAGAAGCCUGACAAGGAUAGUAAUUACCAGCGAGCUCAAGAAGCACGACGGUACAUGAUCUACGUACAUGCCAAGAUGAUGAUCGUUGAUGACGAGUACAUAAUCGUCGGAUCAGCGAAUAUCAACCAGAGAUCGCUGGACGGAGCUCGAGAUACUGAGAUAGCAAUGGGGGCGUUUCAGCCGUGUCAUCUAUCAAAAAGACAGCCGGCGAGGGGUCAGAUUCAUGGGUUUAGGAUGUCGUUGUGGUACGAGCAUAUGGGGCUUCUUGACGACUCUUUUUCAUAUCCGGAGCGCUUGGAUUGCAUCCGAAAGGUGAACCAGAUAUCGGUGAAGUACUGGGAUCUUUUUAGUUCUGAGACGUUCGACCAUGAUCUGCCGGGGCACCUACUAAGUUACCCUAUCCGAGUUAUGGACGAGGGAGAGGUGACGGAGCUGCCGGGGUUUGAGUACUUCCCGGACACGAAUGCUAGGGUUCUGGGUACCUAUGUGGGUUACUUGCCUCCGAUUCUAACUACUUGAGAAAAAUGGGGUAUAGGACUGGGGUGUUGUUGCGAAUGGUGUAUAAGAAAGAGACUAAAAUACCCUUUCCUGAAAUGGUUCAUUAAACAUAUAAAGUGCGACGAUUGCCAUGUGUCUAUUCCUGUUUAUGGUUUGUUUUUUCUUUGUAAUUUUUACUUUUCAUGUUUUAAGUUAUUACGAGUGUGAUGAGUUCCAAUUAUUGUUUUAUGUAAUAAUAUGUAUGUUUGAAAUUGAAAUAAAACAAUUAAUGAAUAUGAGUUUGAGUUUGAGUUUAAA
Molecule: messenger RNA, 2625 nt
Organism: Lactuca virosa
Lineage: Eukaryota; Viridiplantae; Streptophyta; Magnoliopsida; Asterales; Asteraceae
Source: the annotation of a GenBank genome assembly